AUGGACCCAGAAGACUAUGAGAAGUACAUGCUGGAAGCGGCUAUUGCGGCCUCGCUUCGCGACCAUCAGAACGAGAACCGCGAGGCCUCGUCACGGUCGUCUCAUGACCAAAGUUGUACAGAUCAAGAUGUUCUGAAGAAGGAUCCUCAGCGACCAAAUGAUUCGAAAUCUUCCAACCAUCUAAGUGCAGCAUCUCAGUCGUCUCAGUCGUCCCAACCUCAUGUCGUGGACCUCACCAAUGACUCUGACGGGGACUCCGACUUUCAGGAAAUCUUCCCAAAGUCCAAGUCAGUGAUCGGCUCUGAUACCGAUGAGACCGUCGGAGCUGGAGAGAACGAUAGUGGAGAUGAAGAUCUCGAGCGAGCACUUGCCCUGUCCCUUGAGGGCGUUCAUCAUGGGGACAAAGCCUCUGGUCCUCGGAAGCCCGCGCCUCCCCCGAAGCCCAUCGAGGCCCCCAAGGCCUCUGAGACCUCCAAUCUCACGGGACUUCUUGGUAUUGAUCGAAAGCAGAUGGAGCAGGAGAGGCUUGCUCGCUUGGCGAAGCGCAAGGCCGACAGCUCCCCCCUGUCUACCGAGGCAGCUCCAAAGGCUCCCAAGGCUCCCAGAAUCGCCGACCCCAAGCCCGCACCGAAGCUUCAGGCUUCCUCAUCUCAGGUAGCGCCGUCAUCGCGGGUAGUUCCAGAGUCUGAUGUCUGCGAUCCGCCUGCGACCCUCGGCCCGAGUAUUCGGGUCCAGCCAACCGCCCGAUCAGUCCUCCAGUAUCCAUUCGGGACGGUGAAAAAGACUCAUGUGGCUAAUACCCCACGCACUGGUGAUGAUAUCACUAUCGAAGAGGUGAUUCAGCGAGGCGACUUGAAUGUUGCAGUGCUGAGUUCAUUUCUGUGGGAUAUUGAAUGGUUGCUCUCGAAGUUUGAUUCACACAAAACUAGGUUCAUUCUUGUGAUGGGCGCGAAGGAGGAAGCUCGACGCAAACAAUACCGAGAGGAAACAGCCUCGAUGCCUACUCUUGAUUUGUGCUUCCCGCCUAUGGAACCCCAGGUCAACAACAUGCAUUCGAAGCUCAUGCUGUUUUUCCACCCCGAGUAUCUUCGUAUCGCAGUUCCUACUGCAAACCUCACUCGCACUGAUUGGGGUGAAAAUGGCUUGAUGGAAAAUGCAAGUACCGUUUUCUUGAUCGAUCUGCCCAGAAUUGACCCCGGUACAAAGGUCAACGAGUCCAACACCAUGUUCAAAGAAGAGUUGAUCUACUUUCUGAAGGAAUCCAAGCUGCGUGAUGAUGCUGUUCGAUCGCUAGAAACUUUUGAUUUUAGCAAGACUGCACGCUAUGCAUUUGUGCACACCAUUGGUGGAUCUCGAACCGGUGAUUCCUGGAAGCGGACUGGGUACUGUGGACUGGGCCGCGCCGUGACAAAGUUGGGUUUGCAGCCAUCUGGACCGGUCAACAUUGACUAUGUGGCUUCUUCCAUCGGUUCGUUGACCGACGAAUUCCUUCGCGCCAUUUAUCUCGCUGCCAAAGGCGACGAUGGCCUCAUGGACUACACCCUUCGCAACACCCGGGGAUCGAGCGCCCAGACCAAUGACCUGCAGCGUAAGCAGAUGCUCAAAGAGGGCCAGGAAUGGCAGAACCGCUUCCACGUCUAUUUUCCUUCAGACCAGACUGUGCGUCUCGCCCAUUAUGACCCUGAUCAGACUGCAGGGACCGUCUGCUUCUCGUCACGCUGGUGGCUUGGCGCAAAAUUCCCACGCGGUAUUUUGAAGGAUUGUGAGAGUAAGCGGGGAGUCUUGAUGCAUAACAAGAUCAUGUAUGUCUGGCCUUCGGAGUCCUCUCAGCUCUCGGAUAGCAAUGAAUACAAGGGGUGGGCGUAUGUCGGAAGUGCAAAUAUCUCUGAGAGUGCCUGGGGUCGCCUGGUCAAGGAUCGCUCCAAUGGCCAGCCUAAGCUCAAUUGCCGCAACUGGGAGUGUGGCGUGUUGGUGCCCAUCACUGGCCCUGGCCACCGCUCGGACUCCCAGGCAAGUGACACCACCACUGUGACAAUGAAGAGUGACACCAGUGGUGCUCACGGUGUCCAGUCACAAGCACAGCAGCUCCCAGUCAAUGUCUUCCAAGACACCGUGCCCGUUCCGAUGAAGCUUCCCGCCGCGGAUCUGACUGAGAGCCGUGCUCCCUGGUUCUUCGCGGGCUGA
Messenger RNA from Penicillium canariense, 2184 nucleotides. RefSeq lists its product as uncharacterized. Gene Ontology annotation, biological process: double-strand break repair; single strand break repair. Gene Ontology annotation, molecular function: single-stranded DNA binding; double-stranded DNA binding; 3'-tyrosyl-DNA phosphodiesterase activity. Gene Ontology annotation, cellular component: nucleus. NCBI's taxonomy places the organism in Eukaryota, Fungi, Ascomycota, Eurotiomycetes, Eurotiales, Aspergillaceae. The transcript has 8 exons. Bases 1 to 2184 code for a protein of 727 amino acids. The record is from RefSeq and is a predicted model, not a curated record.